UUGCAAUCUAGCUUUCAGGGGGGAAGUUCCAGACUGUAGUAGAAUAAUAUCCAUAUAAGGUCGUCAAGCGAUUUUGUAAUGCAUAGUCUUUAGAUAUCGUCUUCUCCUACCCUGUGUGGUACUAUACUGUAUGUCAUCAGGGUGAGUGUGCAUAGUGGAACGCACACAAUGUCGUACAGGAACUUGCAGGCUUGCCGGAAACUGCAAUGCCCUCGUGCAUAGAGAGGAUUCAACAGAAGAAGGUUGGAUCGCAGAGGGAGUUGUAGGAGAUCAACAAGGACGACUCAGUAACUAAUCAACCAAACAUCAAUUGUUGAUAGUAGCAACUAGCAACAGUGAAGAAUGUCGACGAAAGAACGGGGCCUGGUUUAUCUCGUCACCGGGGGCUGUGGGUUCCUCGGACAACACCUGUUACAGGUCCUUUUGGAGAAAGAGGAUGCGGUAACGGAAAUUCGACUUUUUGACAAACACAUCGACUCAAGUUUAAAUGGCCACAGCACAGAGCGGGUAAAGGUGGUGGUGACACAGGGGGACAUCACAGAUUACUCCAGUGUCCGGGAGGUUUCCAAGGGGGCAGACCUGGUCAUCCACACAGCCAGCCUGGUGGAUGUCUGGCACAGAGUCCCUGAGACAGUCAUCCAGGCUGUGAAUGUUCAAGGAACUGUGAAUGUGAUCAAUGCCUGUGUGGAGAAUGGUAUUCAGUAUCUGGUCUACACCAGCAGCAUGGAGGUGGUCGGCCCCAAUGUGAAAGGAGACCCCUUUAUCAGAGGUGAUGAAGACACCAUCUACAAUGUUUAUCAUGAUAUGCCCUACCCCAGGAGCAAGGCCAAGGCAGAGAAACUGGUGUUGGAGGCCAAUGGCAAUAAGGUGAAUGAAGGGGCCUGCUUGUACACAUGCUCCCUCCGUCCCACAGGGAUCUAUGGUGAGCAGCACCAGCUGAUGAGGGACUUCUAUCAGAUGGGUGUGAGGACAGGGGGCUGGAUCAUUCGAGGCGUCCCAAAGGACACGGAACAUGGUCGUGUCUAUGCAGGUAACGUGGCUUGGAUGCAUCUGCUGGCUGCUCGCUCCCUGAGAGAGCACCCCCAAAGGCUUGGAGGGGAAGUUUACUUCUGCUAUGACGACUCACCCUACAAGAGUUAUGAGGAUUUCAACAUGCAGUUCCUGUCUGGGUUCAACUUCCGCCAGGUCCAUGUGCCGCUAUUGGUGCUGUGGUUGGUGGCGUGCCUGAAUGACCUGCUCCGCUGGGUGCUGAAGCCUGUGUGCAGCUACACACCAUUACUCAACCGCUACACACUCGCUGUGGCCAGCACCUCCUUCACAGUGGGUUCAAACAAGGCCCAGCGCCACUUCCAGUACCGCCCCCUCUAUGACUGGGACCAGUGCAAGGCCCGCACACAGAGAUGGGUGGACACCUUUCCCUUCACAGGCCCCAAGGACUCCUGAUCUGGGCUGGUCUGGUGGAACCUUGUCUGGGCUAAACCGAUGCAUCACACAUCAUAACCUGGGAUGGAUGGAGGAGUGAGAGGACUUUCUCAGAUUUAUAUUCUCACUAUGUUUGCUUCAUCAUAAGCAGUAUUAUCAUUACACAUAUGCAAACAAACUCUUGACCCCUGAACUCUUAAACCCUGAACUACGACCUCCUAUACGUGUUCUUCAAAAAUGGUUAUGUCCUCCUACCUGUCAUUACUUGUGGCUAGCCUGUAGCUCCUCAGGCAAAAUGAUGACAAGGCAUGUUCCACACUGAAAUGGGUCACUUAUCCAUCCCAUGAUCUUCUGAUUCACAUGAGACCCUUCCCAGCCCUAAAUAAGAGAUAAUAUAUUGAAGAUUCAAUAUAAAUGUUUGGGGCUUUAUCGGACAUUGCAAUAUUCAUCUUCUUACAAAAACGGUAGAUAUAAUGUGAUAGUAGUCAUAAAAGGGGAUAGAUAUGUGAUCUAGGAAAGCUGCUCAUGAAUUGUUUUGAGUCUAUUUCCAACAAUACAUUGCUAUACAUAUUUUGCAAUACAUACAUGAAAAUGCAAUACAUUUUUCACAAGACAUCAUCACUACAUAGACUUGAUCUGUUUUUGUUGAAGAGCACUAGUGCAGAAAAUAAGUAUUUACCUCUUCAACAUGCAUUAAUGCACACAGAGAAUAUUCUCUGAAUAUGUUCUAUGUGAUUUUAGAGUUUUGUGAAUCACCUGCUGUACAUUAAGGUAAUAUAAUCAUCUGAAUGCACUGACAAUUUAAAAACAAUAAUUUAAAAAAUAUUUUAAAAUAAUAUUUGCCAGUGCAUUCAGAUUUUAAACUUCAGACAGAGAAAUGGUUCAUUUUAUAUUUCAUGCCUAUUGAUGAAAUUAUAAUUUUGAGAAGUAGUGUUACUUAAAGAGCAACUGAAGGCAAUAAAAAAACAUAUAUUCUAUUCUCUGGUAGAAAAUGGCCUAUGUCUCAAAGCAACUAUACAUUAAUGAAAUGUAAGCAUUUCAUGAGACGCCUAUAAAAGAUGUGUAACAUGAAAAUAUUGUCCCAUUUACAAUGUGUAAUUUAUUGACAGUCGCUAACUAUCCCCAGAGAUAGGCUAUCCAAAGUCAAAACAAUUUUGACACUGUCGCACACCAGCCGGCAAAGAAGUUGGAUAGCGUGCUAGAUAAUUUAGGCUUCUUCCAGACACAACCUUGUUCGACUGUUUCAAGUUAUCUCAAAGGGUGUGUAUUGUUUUGGCAGAGUGUAAGUACAAAUGCUUCCCACAUCGGAAAACACAACAGACACCCACAUCAAAGAGCGCCGAGACCCAAAACUUGUUAAGUUUAAUUUCCUAAUGAGGAGAAUUGAAACCAGGACUCGAUCAGGAAGUUCAGCCCUCUUUAAGAAAACAAUUAGACAUACUUGGAACACAGGAGGUUGGGGGCAUCUUAAUUGGGGAGGAUGGGCUUGUGGCAAGGACUGGAGCGGAAUUGGUGGAAUGGUAUGUGUUUUUUUAUUUAUUUUUUGCUUUUUAUUUUUGCAUUUUCCAAUUAAGAACAUUCAAAACAAAAGUGAAAAGAUAUUAGACAACGAUAGGACAAAGUGACAGUAACAGACGAACAUAAAAAAAUAUAUAUAUAAUUAUAGUUAUAUAAACAAACAUACAAUAAUAAAAAAUAAAAUAUUUAAAAAAAAAUAACGAGACAUUGGAUCACCUGCCGUAGGCUACAUAAUAUACAUUACGUGUGAAACAUUAUGUGAGGAUUAUAUAUAGAUUCAAUCAAUGAGAUGUGGGGGGAGAUUCUCCAUAUAGUCAAAAGGUUGCCAAAUUUUGUAAAAUGUCUUUAACCGUGCUUUUACACCUGCAUUGUUUGCUGUUUGGGGUUUUAGGCUGGGUUUCUGUACAGCACUUUGAGAUAUCAGCUGAUGUACGAAGGGCUAUAUAAAUAAAUUUGAUUUGAUUUGAUUUAACUUA
Molecule: messenger RNA, 3416 nt
Organism: Oncorhynchus keta (chum salmon)
Lineage: Eukaryota; Metazoa; Chordata; Actinopteri; Salmoniformes; Salmonidae
Gene: hsd3b7
Product: hydroxy-delta-5-steroid dehydrogenase, 3 beta- and steroid delta-isomerase
Exons: 7
Coding region: 343-1443 (366 amino acids)
Biological process (GO): steroid biosynthetic process
Molecular function (GO): 3-beta-hydroxy-Delta5-steroid dehydrogenase (NAD+) activity
Source: RefSeq, a predicted model, not a curated record